Molecule: messenger RNA, 1218 nt
Organism: Lachancea dasiensis
Lineage: Eukaryota; Fungi; Ascomycota; Saccharomycetes; Saccharomycetales; Saccharomycetaceae
Source: the annotation of a GenBank genome assembly
AUGUUCGUACUUCCCCCACCACCGACGUCUACCAAACAGGCUCUUCCAGGGCUUUUGUCGAAACGAAAAGGCCCAGAACUAGCGCCUGUCCCGGAGGACCAUGAGUUUGUGAAUGCCCCUCCGGAAUUUGCUUCGCGUGCACGUGACGAGAUCCACAAGCGUCUGCUCUUGGGCAAGAAAGAUGGACAGUCCAAGGGGCGGCAACAGUGGCCUGUGUCUCGUCGUGGGGCUCCUGGAGAUAACUAUGACACGGUCUCUUUGGCUACCACCUCAACUUCGGGAUCCAGUCUUUUCUCGACCUCUGCGGCCACAAAUUCCACGGGCUUCACUAAUGCUAGCUCCGCUGCCUCAUUUCUUGACUAUAUGGAUAAACCUCGUACGAUAUCGUUACAGGAGGCUCUUCCGAAAACAUUCUAUGACAUGUACGCAUCAGAUCUGUUGCUGGAAUCUCAAAAUUUACUGUGCAACGGAAGGCCCAACUUUACAAAACGUGAGCUCCUGGACUGGGAUCUCAACGACAUUCGGUCACUUUUGAUAGUUGAAGCCCUGCGUCCCGAAUGGGGUCUUCAACUGCCUAUAGUCGAGUUCGACACUUCCUCUAUUGCGCCCGCUGCCUCUUCGUCAGAUAAUAGUAUGCUCCCGCAAUUUAGACUUCAGCUCCUGCCACUCGAUUCUCCAGAUGAUUUUAUUGCCCGAACUCUAGUGAAGUCCGAUAUGUAUCUAGAGGCAGACCUUGAUUACGAAUUUAAAUUGACGAGUGCUAAAUACACUGUGGCUGCUGCGCGAAAGCGUCAUGAAGAGUUAGUUGGAUACCAUGAGCCCAUAAUGAAUCUCUCUAAACCAGAAUGGAGAAACAUCAUUGAGAACUAUCUUUUAAAUAUAGCCGUUGAGGCGCAAUGCCGAUUUGAUUUCAAACGUACUUGCUCCCAGUACAAAAAAUGGAAACAUCAGCAAGCCCUCGUCAAGAAACCAGAUAUGCCGCCACCCUCCACAAUUCCAUCUCGUAAACGUGAAGGCUCCUUGCUGAAGAGAACCCUUUUGAGAAACACGGCGAUGAAACCGUCCUCUGACGAGCAGAGCCCAGUCACAAAGCCUGAGACCUCUUCUUCAGGAUUAAAGAUCUCACUCACAAGAGAAGAAAAGUCCAUGCUUUGGUCUCAAUGUCAGUCUCAAAUAUACCAAAGAUUGGGACUAGAUUGGACCCCUGAUAAAAUCUGA